Molecule: messenger RNA, 3053 nt
Organism: Callithrix jacchus (white-tufted-ear marmoset)
Lineage: Eukaryota; Metazoa; Chordata; Mammalia; Primates; Cebidae
Source: RefSeq, a predicted model, not a curated record
UGACUUUUGCAUCCCUUUAUUUGUGUAAUGAAAGAACAAGCACCUCUAUGGGAACUCAGUGCCCUGACAGUUUAAUUACUUGUCAAGUUUACUCUGGGCAGGUAUUGAUCAUUCUUUCGUGAAAUGAGUUAGGUACUUAUUAAAAACAAACAACAAAACCCUCCUUUUCACAUAGCAUGGCGGCAUUUCCCUUGGUAACAAGGUUGAGUGGAUCCACCAAGGCCCAGCAGCCUGCCCCCUUUACCUAAGAAUUGUAACUACUGUCCACCCAGAAGAGAGGCGUGAGGUGGGAUGUGAACCAGAAUGAACUCGUCGGAAUCGUCAAGAGUCGUUGUGUGACCCUCACCUUGGCUUCGGGCAGUUUGUGGGGACCCAACUGCUUUCUUGCCGCCGCUUGAGUUUCCCGCAGCCAAACACCUCACCCACCCGGGACCCUCCAACUGUCCGGCUAGAGCAGGGGAUGGGGGUUGUCUGUCGAUCGACAUCGGGGUCAAAGGCUAAAGUCCAUAGCCGCUUCGGAACCGUUCGAGUCCUGAAGCCGCUCCACGCCUCCUCGGUCACCACCUGGUCCCCGCAGGACGCGGUAGUCUCGGGCUCCAGCCCGGAAGGGAGCGCGGUUGCCCUCACCCGCCCCGCGCGGCCUCACCUGCCGCUCCCCGGAUAUCUCAACACCGCCCUGUCCCCGCCCCGCACCCGCCCACGUCCUAUAAGUAGAGGUCCCAAGCCCCACGCAGCAAUGGCGCAGCCGGAAACUGACCCCUGGACUUCCUCCCGCUCGGCUGGCGGGUCAAGACGCCUGUGGGCGGGACGCAAAGGCCGCGACUUCCGCCUUCCUGCUUCCGGUCAGGCGGUGAGUCGGGAGUGGGAUCCGAGCCCCUGGGGAGAUGUAGAGAGGGCAGGUGACAGCCGCGGCAGUGCUUUUCUCCCGGUACCCAGCAGAAACGGCGGAGGCGCCGAGUGUGGCGGGGCCAACCCAGGAUCCCCCGGCUCUGCGCUCGCAAGACGAGGGGCUCGCUCUUGCUAAGGCCGAGGGGCAGGGGUGAACGUGGCUCCCGUGCGUCUGCGGCCCGGAUAGGAAUUUAAACCAUCUCUCAGAUGUAUACAGUAGAACUCAAGAAGACAGACAAUCAAGGGUCAUCUGAAUCGUGAUUGGGUCACUGAUAAUACCAGGACAAAGUUAGAGAUCACUACUGAAGCAUAAGCCCGUUUUCAUAAGACUGCUAUGAAGAUGUUUGAUAUAAAGGCUUGGGCUGAGUAUGUUGUGGAAUGGGCUGCAAAGGACCCAUAUGGCUUCCUUACCACUGUUAUUUUGGCCCUUACUCCACUGUUCCUAGCAAGUGCUGUACUGUCUUGGAAAUUGGCCAAAAUGAUUGAGGCCAGGGAGAAGGAGCAAAAGAAGAAACAAAAACGCCAAGAAAACAUUGCAAAAGCGAAACGACUAAAAAAGGAUUGAAGGACUGAACAGUCUCUGCAACUAGGGAAAAUCAUUUGGAAAAUUAUGCAUCUUUGGAAGAACCCAUUGAAGUUCUUUGGAUUUUUUUUUUUUUUUUUUUUUUGAGACGGAGUUUCGCUCUUGUUACCCAGGCUGGAGUGCAAUGGCGCGAUCUCGGCUCACCGCAACCUCUGCCUCCUGGGAUCAGGCAAUUCUCCUGCCUUAGCCUCCUGAGUAGCUGGGAUUACAGGCACGCGCCACCAUGCCCAGCUAAGUUUUUUUGUAUUUUUAGUAGAGACGGGGUUUCACCAUGUUGACCAGGAUGGUCUCGAUCUCUUCACCUCGUGAUCCACCCGCCUCAGCCUCCCAAAGUGCUGGGAUUACAGGCGUGAUUUCUUGACAGUAUUUAGUAAAUGAAAUUUGACCAAAUGGAAGAAUCAUGUUCUGACCUCAAUACUGUAGUGACUUUUAGGCUUGGGUGUAGAAGUGUAUAGGUUUCUAUUGACAGUUAUUGUAAAUUAGCGUUUAAUAUGGUAAAUAUUCCUUAUAACCGACUUAGUAAUUUGCUGCUUAGUAGAUUAUGUACUGAAAUGAAGACAUCCUAUAGGGAAAAAUGAGUUUAGAUUAUGAACUCAAUUCAAAUGAACUCUAUUUAAAAUGAGGUCCUGUUUUGGACAAAGGAAAUUAAAAAUGUAAAAGAACUGUCCUGUCUGAGGUAAAAAGUGUGCUUUGGCUUAAAAGAGAUACAGUAUAUUAAUUACAUCUAUUAUUAUUAUUGCUUAUUUCUUAGAGUCAUUUCUGGCUUUCUCAAAACAAUAAUAUUAAUGAGUACUUCUGUUUGCUGCAUUUUCUUAUUUUAGCCUUUGAGACAGCUGGGAAUUAUCAAGACAUUUUGCAUUUUUUAAAAUGUGAUUUUAUAAAGAAUUAUCUUUACUAUUUAGAAUACCACCUAUUGGAUAGAACAAUUUUUGUACUUAAACACUGCCAUUUUCAUAGAGAUGGCUUUUUGAGAGGAGUAACACUAUGGUUAGAGCUUGCAGUAAAAAUGCCAAACACUGUAGUAACUUGGAACCAGGUUAUUCUUAUGCUAAGCAGAACUGUAAAAUAGUGUCUUAUCAGGGAAUUCGCUGAUUACAUAGACACCACUUUUGUUUUUUAUUUCAUUCUUUAACUCGUAGUGAUAUUUAAUACUUUCUGAUCAAACAGGUUCAAAGUGAAACUUUGAAUUUCUGUUAAAGAACUCCUCAAGAGUAACAGUGAAGUCAUACUUCAUAAGUGGUAAAGAAAGGUAUAAAGUUUGUAAACAUUUUGUUGGGUAUAGUAGUAAUUGGGUGAAAAGGAUAAAUUAUAUCAAAAUGAGAAUGUGCUGUAACUGGAAUUAACGAGCUAAAGGAUGUUUCUUUCAGUUAAGUAGUAUAACUGGAACAUUUUACUAUUAAACAUGGCUUUUAUAAAUGCAUGGCCCAUUAAUUUUUAUUCACUGUUAGUAUUUAAUUCACUGUCAGCUUAUUAAUGUUUUCUGUACCCUGAUAAUGAAUUUUAAGGUAUAAAAAAUUGUCCUGCAGCUACAGUUUAAAAAAUUAAACUAGAUAUUAAAAUAAAUUUGAUAAUUUUUUAUAAA